Aspergillus nidulans FGSC A4 is the source of this 807-nucleotide messenger RNA. RefSeq lists its product as uncharacterized. The record is from RefSeq and is a predicted model, not a curated record. The transcript is spliced from 4 exons. Lineage: Eukaryota; Fungi; Ascomycota; Eurotiomycetes; Eurotiales; Aspergillaceae. The coding region runs from base 1 to 807 and encodes 268 amino acids.
AUGAAGCGCUCCGUCACCAUUAUCAGCAUGCUCGCCUUCUCCUCCGCGCUGACGCUCACCCCGCGAGCCGCAGAAGGCGACCCCGUCGUCGAAUGCGGCAAUCUCGAUGUCAUGACCAUCGACCCUGUCGACCUCCCCGCGGGCGUUGCCCUCAGCGACGUCCGCAAAUGCCUGGACCACCCGCUCGGCCGGAACCGACACGUCAAGGGUGCGUCGCUGGCGCCGCUCGACGCGGUCGAUGCCUCAUUCUACAACAGCGCGGUAGACACAGGCACCAGCCCCGUAGAGCCUCGCUCAGACAGCCUCGGCGUUUUUGAGGAACGAGCGUGCUACAAAGACGCCCCGUACGGGUGCUCUGGGGGGUAUUGCUGGAAGGCCUGCGGGAAUAUUAACAAGGGAGAGUGGUGCUGGACAGCUAAGAAGGCCGGUUUGGGCGCCUGGAUUAAGUGUAAUCCGAUGCCUGAAUGCAUUGCUCCCUUAGCGUUGAAAAUUUGUCCGUCCCUGUUGUCUACAUUCCCUGCAAGAUUUUCCUUAGCAGUAACGCCGGAAGAAGUCCUUUCUCGAGGUCUUAGUUCAUUCCCCAUUUCCACUCCACACGAUUCCUACAAGAAGUGUUUCAAUCUACACCCAUGCUUCUACGGAAACGAGAUCCUGAGGUUCUCAUAUGAGUUUCAGUUCCCCGAGUCAUGUAUCCUUCGGCGGCCAAAAAACGGGCGCGUUCAGCCCACUCAAGCGCCGAUGGUUGCGGUUGACACAUCCUGCGAGGAGCCCGUCAGCGUUCGGUUACUUGGACAACUUGUGGUAUGA